Molecule: messenger RNA, 222 nt
Organism: Miscanthus lutarioriparius
Lineage: Eukaryota; Viridiplantae; Streptophyta; Magnoliopsida; Poales; Poaceae
Source: the annotation of a GenBank genome assembly
AUGAGUGACUACAGCAAAAUAGAUACAUAUUAUGUCAUGCCCAAUGGGAAGCGUGCAAGGUGUGCUGGUGAUAUGGAUAAGUUUCUGGAGGCAUACAAAAACCGCUUAUCUGCUUCAGAUUUCAGCUUUGCACCACUCAAGGUUGUUGAGGAGACUGUUUCUCACAACUCUGCCUGGAAGGCUGCCAAGGCCAAGAAGCAGAAGGCAGAGGCACAAAAGUGA